CCCAAAUACUUGAACGCAAAAUUUUCUAUGAAAAAGACGCUGAUACAGUAAGAACAUUCAUCAAAUCUCUCAAAAUUUAUGAACCUUCAAGCGACAAAUACAGAGGAUUUAGUGAAAAAUUGGGUUUGUCUGAAGUGGGGCAACGCCAAUUUUACAAUCCUUGAAGAUGGGCAGAUCGAUAUCAGUGGGUGAGGUGAGUAUCUAUUAAUCUCUCUUUCUCUACAAUCUGGGCACUGUUCUUGUUUUCCUUGGGUUUGUUCUCAAUUUAGAGAUCAAUAUCUUUUCGGGAUGUGGGUUUGCUUCGAUUAGCGAUGGGAAGCGCAGAGGAGAAAGUUGUUGCCGUGAUCAUGGUCGGCGGUCCCACUAAAGGAGCUUGCCUAAAGACUAUGUAAGAUUGGAUCAAGACAUCCUAUCACCUUUUGCAGGGAAGAAACAGUUAUAUACGUACGAAACUACGGACGACUGGGAACAGAUCAAGACGCCUGCAUAAGUUGUCUUUGUGUGUGAAUCCUUGCAGAAUGUCCUUCAAAUGCUCUGGCUUAUACCCGACCUAUUGGCGAGUGGAGAUGGUACGAAAGACGCUAUCAUCACUGCUUAUGUUUAUAUUCAUCCUUCAGCUAAACUACAUCCAACUGCUGAGGUAUUAUUAUGUUUAUUGAUUAUUGUAUGCUUCUGAUUUUAGUACUCCCUUGCCAUAAUUGAUGUCUCUCUUCUUUGAGAUGGACCAGAUUGGCCCUAAUGUUUCGAUGUCUGCUAACGCUCGGAUUGGAGCUGGUUCUAGGCUCAUUGGUUGUAUUGUUCUUGACGAGGUCGAAAUUAAGGAAUGGAAAACAAACAGCAAGCAAUUUGAAAAGAGAUCCAAUAAUUGAUUUAUGGUAUAUGCCGAAGACGAAGACUCCAGAGUCAAAAGAGCGAGUCUUCGUCAAGCUGCAGCAGCAGAGGAGGAUAGCAGGAGGAGGCGAGACCAUCAUCGGAGGCUGAGGAAAAUGGUUCACGCCAGGCUUGAAGACGCCACUGGUUUUAAGGCGGAGCUCAUCGGAAGCGCCUGGACGGCCGCCGUAAAAGCUCACAGGUAUGCAGAGAAGCCAUUUCUCGUUGAAACUAGCAGCAGAGACUUUUCCAUCAUCAGUUUCCCCGGAUCUUGGUCGGCGGAAGGCUGGUUCUCCGGUUCCGAUUCAUGUUUUGGAGAAACGAAGAUCAACACCCAACUGUUUCCGUCCAUCAGGAGCAUCGGCGUUAACGAUUAUGCGCUCGUCAACUCCGCGUUUCUCCACAGAUUUGAAGCCAUUUUAGGGAAGCUGAUCAAGGAGGUCAUGCGAGUGAGUAAGGCAGUGGUAUUUACUGGCCACUCUGCAGGCGGUCCGAUAGCCAUUCUUGCAACCAUUUGGCUACUGGAAGAGCAAAGAAAGAACUCAAACUCAAACACAGACACCAACUCCUCCACUCCUCCAAAAUGCAUCACAUUUGGAUCUCCCCUUGUUGGUAAUUUCAUUCUCUCCCAUGCUCUUAAGAGGGAGAAAUGGUCUAUCCAUUUCAUACACUUCAUCAUGAGAUACGACAUUGUCCCACGAAUCCAUCUCGCUCCCCUACCUUCCUUGCAGCCAGUACAACUGCAAACCAUCCUCAACUCCUUGAACUCGAGAUCUCUCGAAUCGUCGUCAAAUGGGGAUGUAACUACUGCAUUCUUCACGACAGUGAUGAGCAAUGCAUCGAGUGUGACAAACAAUGCAGCCUGCCAUCUUAUGGAAAGCACUAGUCUUUUGCUAGAAAACUUGAGAAGCUUUAUCAAAUUGAGUCCUUAUAGCCCUUUUGGGACUUACAUUUUCUGUACCGAGAGUGAUGAGGUGGUGGUGCUGACCAACCCGCAUGCUGUUUUACAAAUAUUAUUCUACUCCUGUCAGUUGAACUCUGAGAGCGAACGGGGUCAGGUAGCUCAUCAGAGUUUAAAGGACCAUUGGGAGUAUGAAUCUAAAAUGCACCAAAACUUGGAGCUCCAGCAUGCUGUUCGUCUGGAUGAAUUGCACAAGCUUCCUCUGUCUUUGACUGGAAGGAGCACGCCAAUCACACAAGCCUUGAAUCGACUCGGCCUAAGUACGAGGGCUUUAUUGAAUCUUCGUGCAGCUGGCACAUACGAAGAGAAAAAGACAAAAAACCAAGAAAGGAUGGAAGCAAAGAAGCAAUAUAUCGAGCAAGGAUUGAAUUGGCUAGAAGAAAACUACAGAGCUGUAUGUAGGGUUGAUGGUAUGGGAUAUUAUGAUGCAUUCAAACGCCAAAAGAAUGACACAGACUUCAAAGCCAAUAUCAAAAGGCUUGAGCAAGCAGGUAUAUGGGAUGAGAUCCUAGGAAUGCUCAAAAUGUAUGAGCUCCCUGAUGAAUUUGAAGGCAAUGACGAAUGGAUACAACUUGGAACCAAGUAUCGCCGUCUCGUUGAGCCUUUAGAUAUUGCUAAUUACUACAGACACUCUAAGAAUGAUGACACUGGUCCUUAUCUGAAAAUGGGAAGGCCGAACCGUUACAGAUUUACACAAAGAUGGCUCGAACAUAAUCGAAAGAUGACAGAAUACAGUGAAGAAUCGAUUCUUUGGGCAAUGGUGGAGGAGCUUCAAAUCCAAACCCAAACCAGAAUGUAUGUAGAGCAUUCAAGAGAAAUCAUAGAGCUGGAGAAGAAGAUGAAGAGAUGGGUCAAUGAGAUUGGAGAGGAUAUGUUGUUAAAGAAAUCUACGUUCAUGGAGUGGUGGAAGACACUUCCUGAACAACACAGAUCACAGUCUUGUCUUAUGGAUGAUAUUCAGAGGAUGGAAAAAAGAGACGAUGCUAUGAACUGGGAGUAGUCUGAUCUUACUAAGUACUUAAAAGGAUAUAUGAUCCAGCGUAAGGCAUAGCCUAAUGAAAAUUAGACUAUCAGAUAAUUUAUUCUUCAGAAUCCACUUUCAAUUCUUUCGCAGCAA
Molecule: messenger RNA, 2948 nt
Organism: Cucurbita pepo subsp. pepo (vegetable marrow)
Lineage: Eukaryota; Viridiplantae; Streptophyta; Magnoliopsida; Cucurbitales; Cucurbitaceae
Source: RefSeq, a predicted model, not a curated record